AUUAACUUUCGUGGCAAUUUGUUUUAGCCUGAAAAUAAUUAAUAUUUAUUUCAGGCAAUGCAUGAUCCUGUCAAGAAGUCGGCACCCCUGACCGCUGGCUCAACAAGCACUGCGGAGAAACUGUGCUUUGACAAGAAUGAGUUUAUGAAGGCAAACUUCUCGGUGGAUGAGUUUCUGCACAAGAACCGUAAUGCGCCCAGUCUCGAGCAGCUUCGUGACAACCUGGGUCUUUAUCUUAAAGGCUUGCGAGCGGCUAUGAUCGAUCUAAUCAACGAAGACUAUGCGGACUUUGUAAACUUGAGCGCUAACCUGGUAGGCCUGGACCAAAACAUUGAGACCAUACAGCGGCCGCUGGAGCAGUUCCGCAGUGACAUAGAAAGCAUCCAUGGCCUGAUCGACGAAAAUGUUGUUGAGCUGAAAGCCCAGUUGGAGGAAAAGCGCCAGCUGCGUGAAUUUAAACGCGGCCUGCUGAGUUUAAAGAAAGUUUAUGAGACCAUCAACAAACUUCAGGACCUAAUCGACCGGAAGCUAAGUGGAGAACAACCAAUCAAGGCGGUUGACUUAGAGCGCGCUGCCCUGGACCUAAUUCAAUUAAAAUUUCAUGAGAAACACUGUUUCAAGCACUUGAAUGCCGAUCAGCAGGGAAAGAUUCAGCAGUUGGAGGAGCAGCUGCAUCAGCAUCUGCGACGCUUCUUUAAUGACGCCCUUUGCCAGGCUCGCAAUUCGGCAGCGGAACCCUUGGAACGCUGCCUUCGCAUCUACAUAACCCUUAAUGCCUGUGGUCAGGCGGAGCGCGUCUUCCGCGAAGAUGUCGUAGCACCCUACAUGACCGGCGUCAUCGGAGAGCAGCAGUUACAGAACUCGCCCCAGGGACUUGCUGGCAUCUACAGCAAGAUCCUUAAUUUUAUAUCGCUGCAUAUGACCGACCUGUUGCGCCUAACGCUGUACUCCGACAAGUUUCCGGGAUUUAAUUUCGUGGUGAACAGCUACUGGGCUGAUGUGGAGACUCGUCUGGAACUUCACAUGAACUCAAUUUUCGCUCCUGGCAAUUCUGAGGUAUUCUACGUAAAAUACAAGUGCACCCGCGACUUUUUAGGCAAAAUAGAGGAAUUGUUGACAAGUUCUGGAGAGCAGGCGGUGACCCUUUACCGGCAGCACAAACAAACAAAGAGCUUCGAGGCCCGCUGGAAUCUCCCAGUUUACUUCCAAAUAUGCUUUCAGGAAAUUGCUGGCCAAUUUGAAGCCAAGUUGGAACCUGUGCUUCAGGACGACACUUUAAAAACCAAUCUCCAUGAAAAGGACUACAGAGUAAUGCCAUUUAAUGCCGCCAAGGAAGCUAUGUCACGAUGCUGGGCCGAAGGUGUUUACCUGCCGGAAGUGUUUCCCAAAUUCUACAAACUUAAUGUGCAGAUAGUUUUGCGUCUAUCGCGCUGGAUUACAGAUGCAAUUGCUGUGUCAAAAAGCAGUAACUUUGCAAAGUCCUACACUCGACACCAAUUGCUUAUUGCCCUACACGCAGAUAUCCGAAAACUGGAUGCGUAUCUGCCAGAACUCCAGCAAUUGAUUGUUCAAUCUGUACCAGCGGAACAGCGUACGAAAAUAUUUAACGAUGUCCUGGCCAAAUCCAUGUCCGCCUUAGCCGACACGUUGGCAGCACAUUUGACGAGUAUUCAAAAGACCUUGGUGGAGUUGCUAAUUGGAGAAUGUGAGUCGGAGAACGUGCGGCAGGUGAAUGACUUACCGCGAUUGUAUCGCAAGACUAAUCGAGAGGUUCCUUCUCGUUGCUCGGGAUAUGUGGAGCAAAUGCUUCGGCCGCUCAAGACGUUCGCACAGCAGAACGAAUCCCAACUUGGCACUCUAGUAGUGGAGCAGAUCUUGUCUGAGGUUGCCAGUCACAUAACCAAGGCGUACUUUAAUGUCGUGAAUGAUGUCCUCACCUCUGUCCAAAAAACUGAAGAAUCCUUGCGCCGACUACGGAACGUAAAAAGUGGUGGAACCGCCCCGGUCUCGGCAGGAAGUUCGAGCGUGAUGUCCGACGAUGAUAAGAUUCGCGUCCAGCUUCGAGUGGAUGUCACAUCGUGGAAACAGGAGCUAUGCAAAUUGAAUUUUCAGGCUACGCAGAUCGAUAAGUUGGUCGAGUUGACAAACAUGGUGGAGGACAGUAUCAAGCUAAAGGAUAAUAAUGCUUAGACGCUAACAACGAACAGUUAUUAAACAUAUACACUUUAUUCUUGUUAAACGAAUUCUAUCGAUUCUUUAGGCACAAUUAUUGAAUGUAUUAGGACUACGAAUUGUAUAUAAUAUAUAUAGGCAUAUAUGUAUAUCAUA
Drosophila eugracilis is the source of this 2328-nucleotide messenger RNA. It is a transcript of the gene Cog2, whose product is annotated as conserved oligomeric Golgi complex subunit 2. Bases 58 to 2190 code for a protein of 710 amino acids. NCBI's taxonomy places the organism in Eukaryota, Metazoa, Arthropoda, Insecta, Diptera, Drosophilidae. Gene Ontology annotation, cellular component: COG complex; membrane. The record is from RefSeq and is a predicted model, not a curated record. Gene Ontology annotation, biological process: protein transport; intra-Golgi vesicle-mediated transport; Golgi organization. The transcript is spliced from 4 exons.